UGGGGAAAAAAGUGUCUCCCAACUUAUUUGCAUAUAAUAAUACGUCUCUGACUCUGAUAUAGGCCAAUAUAGUGGCUAGAAACGGACAAUGGAAGCGUGUAGUAACUUGCUAACCGGCUGAACAGUCUAACCUUAGAGGAAAUGAACUUUAAGGUCACGUGCCAAUCCGCAGUUAAUGUUGCUGGUAGGUGGGUUAGUGAAUUUGUUUCGCUAGGCCUACCACGACAAAUCUGCAACUAACGUUAUAUAUCAGGAAUUUGAAUUGUACAGAACAUUGAUUUUUUUUUAAAUCAAAACACAGUAAAAGCGUUAGUGUGAACUUUUAAUCAUAAAAUCGUGUCACCAACAAAUAUGCGCAUACCAAAAAGUAUCGAUUGACAACAAGAUAUAGCCUAGGACAUUCCAGUCGACUUAUGAAACUGACAGUGCGAACAGUGCGAAUAUUUAUUGCGAGAUGAAAAAUGCUUUCUUUGCUGGACGUCGUAAGUGGGUUAGAUGUUUCUACAUUCACCGAAGAAAUAUAUCCAAAGAGGCAACCGGUGAUCCUGCGAGGAGUUGACAUUGGUCAGUGUGUGGAUAAAUGGCGUUCAGUGAACUACCUAACCACCCAGGGCGGUCAGAUGCCGGUCAAGAUACAUGUAUCUGCUACACCACAGAUGGAUUUUAUCAAAAAAAACUUCUCUUACAAAUCCCUUCCUUUUAGUGACUUUGUGCAGCGGGCGUCAGAAGAUGAGCACACUGAAUUUUUUGAGACAAAAACUGAGAAUUAUUAUCUACGAGCCCUUGGGGAUGAUCCGAGGAAGGACAAAGCAGACAUCCACCAACAAUUCCCACGCCUGGCAGACGACAUCAAGUUCCCAAAGUUUUUCCCGCCAGAAAAAUUAUUUUCCAGUGUGUUUCGGAUAGCCUCCAAGGGUACACAGCUGUGGACCCAUUACGAUGUGAUGGACAAUCUGCUGAUGCAGGUUGUAGGACGGAAACGUGUGAUCCUGUUCAGUCCGGCAGAGGUUGACAAGAUGUACCUGAAUGGUGACAAGUCUGAAGUGCUGGACAUAGACAAUCCAGACCCAGGCAAGUUUCCAAAGUUCCUGAAGGCUCACAGACACGAAGGAAUUCUUGAACCUGGUGACAUCCUCUUCAUUCCAGCCCUGUGGUUUCAUAAUGUGAUUUACAAAGACUAUGGUGUGGCGGUGAACGUGUUCUGGAAACAUUUGGACGACUCCCUAUAUGAUCAUCGGGAUGUGUACGGUAACAAGGAUCACGUUCCUUACUCGAGAGCACAACAAAUUUUAGACAGAGCUUUAAAGACUCUAGAGGAACUACCAGAAGAGUACAGGGAAUUUUACGGACACCGACUCAUCUCAAGAAUUGAGAAAAAAGUUCUGCAGAAAGACAAACCACCAUAAAUAAAUUAUUUGAUAAUUGAAACUUUCUCAUUUGCUGUUUCAUUGAAUUUGAUGCAAUCCAUUGACUGCCCACUCGAGGUUAAAUCCACAAUUAGAAAUACAAUUGCCUGAAAUGUCAAAGGAAUGGCAUCCUUUGGAUAAGGGUAUAUAAUGAGAAUUGAGAUCACAGUUAUAAAUUACAUAACUGGUCAUGCUAACAGAACAUCAUACUAAAAGUUAGAGGUAAACCAAACAAGAGGCCCAAAGGGCCUGUAUCGCACGCCUGAAUAUUUAAGCAUUCAUAGCAAAAUAUUCUCAUUUAAUGUUAUACUGUACUACAAAUAUUUCAGUCCCAGACUUUGCCGGCUCCAUUUGUUGAAACUACCAGCCUAUAUGAUUCUAUGUUGUUGUUUUUUUGUCUUCACAUGUACAUAUAUGUAAACAUAUCCUCUCACAGGAGUCACAUCUUUGAUUUAUUUUCCUUGCUUCGGAUGAGUUCUGGAGUUCAGUAUCUGAGAAGUGUUUUUUUUUAACCAAACAUUACUUAUAACUAAACGUCACAUACUGUAUACAUUUACAUCACACCACAAAGACAUAAACUAUUACAAGGCAAUAUAUAUAUCCAUAUAUAUAUUCUGAUUUAAUAAUAAUUUCUAUCUACAUUGCCAUUUAAGUGAACUUCAAUUGAACUAAGUAUAAAAAUUGUAUAGAUAUAUAUUGUAUAUAAGUCAGCUAUUUUUUUGAUAUCAGGAUAUGAAAUGUGUAUAAACAU
Messenger RNA from Mizuhopecten yessoensis (Yesso scallop), 2157 nucleotides. RefSeq names its product tRNA wybutosine-synthesizing protein 5-like. The record is from RefSeq and is a predicted model, not a curated record. Lineage: Eukaryota; Metazoa; Mollusca; Bivalvia; Pectinida; Pectinidae. Gene Ontology annotation, molecular function: tRNA binding; 2-oxoglutarate-dependent dioxygenase activity. Gene Ontology annotation, biological process: wybutosine biosynthetic process. The transcript has 7 exons. Bases 462 to 1406 code for a protein of 314 amino acids.